This is a messenger RNA of Acytostelium subglobosum LB1, 1980 nucleotides long. RefSeq lists its product as hypothetical. Gene Ontology annotation, molecular function: guanyl-nucleotide exchange factor activity. The record is from RefSeq and is a predicted model, not a curated record. Lineage: Eukaryota; Evosea; Eumycetozoa; Acytosteliales; Acytosteliaceae. The coding region runs from base 1 to 1980 and encodes 659 amino acids. The transcript has 6 exons.
AUGCAAAGCAACUCUCAACCAACAUCACCUACAUCGGCUUCGACAUCAAUGUUGAUGAAUAGACCAAAGGCUGUCCCACCACCAACAACAUCAAGAUCAUUCAUUAGCAAAGACAGCAAGGACAACAAGGACAAGGACAACAACAGUGACACUUUAGUUGGAAAUGGCAGUAUCAGUAGCUUCAUCAAUUCAAAAAGAGAUGGAAAGCCACCUCCUGUGCCCAGGAGGGCACCAGGUACAUUCACUCUUACUGGCAAUGAGUUGUCUACAAUGUCAACACCCUUGUCUCCAAAGGCAACAGAUACACAGGCUCAGACACAGACUCAAACACAGACACAGACACAGACAAAGCCAAGGACAGCUACAAUGACUACUACAAAGUACACACCUCCAAUGAGGCCAUUGACUGGAAGUGGCGGCAAUAAUAAUAAUAAUAAUGUCGCGUCUGGGACGAAGCCACCAAUCGUUCCACCUCGAACUGUAUCAUCACCGCCUCAAUCACCUCUACAUAAUGGUGGCGCUACAUCUGGCGCACCAAUAUCAUCAUCAAAAUCAGAGAGUGAUGAGCGAUUGUUGAAGCGCACCGAGAAGAAGUUCACCUUGUUGAACUCAUCACCAACUAUGACCACGACGACUACUCCAACAAUGACAUCGACAUCGACAACAGCAUCACCAAUCAAACUUAACAUAUCAAACACAUCAAAUUCAUCUGCUGGAGGCUCGGACGACGAUGACUCUUCGCCUACACUGGCGCCAAAGUCCACCCCACUCGAGGACUCAGGGAGAAGGAGCAGGGGCGCGACAUUCCGUGCCAAGCUCAAGGUCGGUGGUGGAUCAAGCGAGCAGAUCGAUGCCAAGGACUUGCUGGCCGAAUGUCUACAGCGCGUGGAGUCACAACAGCAACCAUCGCGCAAGUCACGCGUGCCAGUGAUCAGCAAGAGCACACCAACCAACAAUGUGAUCCGCGAGCUGAUUGAAACAGAGGCCGACUAUCUGGACGACAUCAACACAAUGAUACAAUACUAUAUGAACAGCUUGUAUGAGUUGGCCGAGAAGGGUGCCACAUCAAUCAAGGCCGAAGAGAUCUUCCAAGUCUUCUCCAACAUCGAAGAGUUGGUCCUAAUCAACACCAAGCUAUUCAACUCACUCAUCCAACUGAUACCAGACCUGGAGCUCAAUCGCUAUCCCAAGGUCGAUCAUAUAUUCUUCAAGAAUACCAAUGCACUGUACAGAUACGUCACAUAUGUUAAGAAUCAAGAGCAUAGUUAUAGAAUAAUACAUGGAUGGGAAAACAGUAGUUCAGUAUCAACUAUACUUAGUACAAUCAAAUCACAUCCACAUGUAAAGAGUCUUGACCUGGCAUCAUAUAUUAUCAAGCCAGUUCAAAGACUGUGUAAAUAUCCAUUGUUGCUAAGAGAACUCAAGAAGACUGUUCCAGAGGAGAAUGAACAACAUAGAUCAUAUGAGAGAGCUGCCAAGCUUAUGGAGAAGAUCGUUGCCGACAUCAAUGGCAAUAUAAGGAACGAAGAGAAGAUUACAGAGCUGAGGGAUAAGCUAGGGAAGGAUCAUUAUAGUUUAUUAUUUAAGAAGACUUUCAUAAGGGAAGGAAAGGUCAAACAGUACAAAGGUGAUUCAGGUGUCAAGAGUCAAGAUGCUGUAUUAUAUCUAUUGGAUGACACUGUUAUCAUCUACAAGACUUCAUUUGUCUUGUUGUACAAUCAAGCAAGAGUCAUAUCAUUCUGUCUAUCAGACAUCAUUGAUGUCAAGGGCAUAGAGAGCAAAGAUGUUAAACAUGGAUUUGAGAUACAGUAUAGUAAUCAAUCAAGUAAGGAACAAGUUAGACAGGUGUUCUCAGCUGAUAACUACACAGACAAACUCCUGUGGAUCAGUGAGUUGGAGGAUGCCAUCCAUGCCUACAAGGUCCUAACACAGAACUGGUCUGGUGAGGCCGAUCUCUCACCUGACCGAGUGAUUGCCUAA